AUGAUUCUUCUCAAGUUGGAGGCUGACAAAAACCGGUUCUGUUUCUUCCUUAAUGAUUGGGAUCGUUUUUGCUGUUUUCGAUAUGCCAUCUUGAUAUUCGGGUUCACCUCAAGCCCUUUUGUACUGGGGUGUAUUUUGAAACCACAUGCAGCAAAAUACACACUAGACGCUUGCCGCAGGAUGAUUGAGGACAGAUUUUAUGUGGACAAUUUUGUAACAUCGGAAGCAGACCCGGUGAAGCUGGCAAAAUUGUACUCCCUGGCACGGGAACGUUUGCAGGAAGGCGGCUUUGUUAUUCAGUCCUGCAACUCCAACGAUGAGGCUCUCCGAACCAGGAUGAAAGAAGAUGGUUCACUGAGUGCACAUGAUGAAGAAUGGGAGAAGGUACUGGGUGGUUACCGAUACAACCCUCUUUCAGAAGAGAUGCACGUGGGCCGCGUCAAGUGCGAUCCCGAUGCGUCAACAAAGAGGGGAAUGCUUUCUGAGGCGGCCAAAAUUUUUGACCCCUUAUCUUUUUGUCUCCCAGUUACGGUACGCAGCCAAAUACUUAUUAGGUCUGUGUGGAAGAAUGGUUUGGGUUAG
Acanthosepion pharaonis is the source of this 582-nucleotide messenger RNA. NCBI's taxonomy places the organism in Eukaryota, Metazoa, Mollusca, Cephalopoda, Sepiida, Sepiidae. The record is from the annotation of a GenBank genome assembly.